AUGUUUCAUGCAGCGGAUUAUCAUCAAACAGAAGCUGAAACAAUUGCCUGGAUUGUGACGUUGGCUGUUGUGGGUGCCUUAGCAACUGUCAUAAACCUCUUGACACUGUACACGUUUCUCUCAGCUGCAGCGCUCAGAUCUCGUAAGCAUGUAAUGAUCAUGAACCUCGCUGCGGCUGACGCUUUGUUCGGAGUCACUGGAAUACCAGUUUACCUAGUUUAUCUAAUUCGACCACAGUUGACUUUGUUUUACGUAUGGGUGAUGGCGAGCAGGUUCUGCAAAGUAGCUUCACUUUUUACUCUCGGUGUCAUCGCAGUGGAAAGGAUGCAUGCCAUUGUAUGUCCUCUGCGGCACAAAACUCUCUCAAGGCUGGUCUUCAACAUCACCAUCGCAUCAAUUUGGAUUUGUGCAUCUGCAUUAACAGUGAGCGGGUUGGUUGUGCUUUUUCGUAACGUUGACAUUAUAACCUUUCUUUCACUUGCCUCUGUAUUUACUCCUGUUUUGACUAUUACUGUGGUGUUAGUCAUUGGUUCGUGUUACAUCUUCAUUUGGGUCUCCUACAAGCGUCGAAGAUUUCAUGCGAUCAAUCCUUCAACCAUUCGGGAACGUUCGUUGGCUCUCACGCUACUACUGGUCAGUGGUGCCUUCCUAGUCACGUGGUGUCCUCCCUUACUAUAUCUAUCAGUUAUUCCGAAUUGCAUAGACUGCAUCCAGCCUAAUAUACAAAUCUUAGACUGGUUUGUAUUGGUAUUUGGAAUUCAGUGUCUGGUUAACCCUGCCAUUUAUUGCUAUCGACUGCCUCUGUUUAAAGUCAGUUUGAAAGCGGUUAUCAAAAGAGUGUUUGUGAAGUGUUUCCAUCCGUGUUGCAAUACGGCACCCAAAAACUCUUCAAUUCGUCCCGGUGACCAAAAGGUUCAGGAACUACAAAAACAGCCAAAGGUUUAG
This is a messenger RNA of Pocillopora verrucosa, 945 nucleotides long. RefSeq names its product melanocyte-stimulating hormone receptor. Gene Ontology annotation, molecular function: G protein-coupled receptor activity. Gene Ontology annotation, biological process: G protein-coupled receptor signaling pathway. Gene Ontology annotation, cellular component: plasma membrane. NCBI's taxonomy places the organism in Eukaryota, Metazoa, Cnidaria, Anthozoa, Scleractinia, Pocilloporidae. The record is from RefSeq and is a predicted model, not a curated record.